Messenger RNA from Bathycoccus prasinos, 1800 nucleotides. RefSeq names its product chaperonin GroEL. The record is from RefSeq and is a predicted model, not a curated record. NCBI's taxonomy places the organism in Eukaryota, Viridiplantae, Chlorophyta, Mamiellophyceae, Mamiellales, Bathycoccaceae. Gene Ontology annotation, molecular function: ATP binding; ATP-dependent protein folding chaperone. The transcript has 3 exons. Gene Ontology annotation, biological process: protein refolding. The coding region runs from base 1 to 1800 and encodes 599 amino acids. Gene Ontology annotation, cellular component: cytosol; mitochondrion.
AUGCUGAAACGCUCGCUCAAGCCAUUAGCGCGUCUCGCGUCGGCGUCUUCUUCUUCUUCUUCUUCCUCCUUCUUAUCGUCGUCCAGCAGCAGCAGCAAUAGUUAUUUCGCGAGAAGCAGUGGUGCCUUGACGCCUUCAGGCGCUCCCGGUUUUCUGCGGCGCGGGUACGCUUCUAAAGAUUUAAAGUUUGGGGUCGAGGCGAGAGCUCUGAUCCUCCAAGGAUGUGAUCGUUUGGCAGAUGCCGUUCAAGUCACUCUCGGACCAAAAGGUCGAAACGUCGUUAUCGAACAAAACUACGGUCCACCGAAAAUUACCAAGGAUGGCGUGACUGUUGCGAAAAACGUUGAGUUCAAAGACAGAAUGAUGAACCUUGGCGCUUCUCUCGUUAAGCAAGUGGCAGUAUCUACGAAUGAUGUAGCGGGUGACGGAACUACAACAGCAACUGUUCUUACGAGAGCAAUAUUUAGCGAAGGAUGUAAGUCCGUAGCCGCUGGGAUGAAUCCGAUGGAUUUGAGACGAGGCAUCCAGCAAGCCGUAGACGUGAUUUUGAAGGAAUUACAGUCCACGCGGAAAAUGAUCUCAACCACGGAAGAAAUUGCUCAAGUUGGCACAAUUUCUGCGAACGGUGAGCGUGAAAUUGGUGAUUUGAUCGCUAAAGCAAUGGAAAAAGUUGGAAAAGAAGGCGUGAUAACUUGCGCGGAUGGAAAAACGCUCGAAAAUGAAUUAGAGGUCGUAGAGGGAAUGAAAUUUGAUCGAGGCUACAUUUCUCCUUACUUUGUGACCAAUCCAAAGACGCAAAAGUGCGAGCUCGAGAACCCCUUUAUCCUGAUUUUUGAGAAGAAAAUUUCUGGUUUGACGCCUCUGUUGCCUAUUCUCGAAUCUGUUCUGAAAACACAGAGACCAUUGCUCAUCGUUGCGGAAGACGUCGAAUCUGAAGCCCUUGCAACUUUGAUUGUGAAUAAAUUACGAGGUGGAGUGAAAAUCUGCGCCGUCAAAGCUCCGGGAUUUGGAGAUAACAGAAAAGCUAACUUGCAGGACAUUGCUAUUUUGUCUGGCGGAACCGUCAUCAGCGAGGAUCUUGGGUACAAACUCGAGGAAGUUGAGAUGUCUAUGUUAGGAUCUGCAAAAAAAGUUACCGUUUCCAAAGAUGAUACUAUUUUACUGGACGGUGCAGGUGAGAAGACGUCCAUCGAGGAAAGAUGCGAUCAAUUACGCGAUUUAAUCGCGGAAUCUCAGUCUGACUAUGAUAGAGAAAAAAUGACUGAAAGACUCGCAAAACUUUCCGGAGGAGUUGCUGUUUUGAAGAUAGGAGGUUCUUCCGAAGUCGAAGUGGGUGAAAAGAAAGAUCGCGUAGUAGACGCACUCAAUGCCACGAAAGCUGCUGUUGAAGAAGGAAUUGUACCUGGUGGUGGGACUGCAUUGCUUCAUGCCACGAAAGCUCUCGGUGCGCUCGAGGACUCGUUGACGAACUUCGAUCAAAAAAUUGGCGUACAAAUUGUGCGAUCAGCUUUAAAAGUUCCCAUGCGAACUAUUGCGAAUAAUGCGGGCGUCGAAGGCUCAGUCAUUGUGGAAAAAGUGUUGGGGUUUGAAGACAAAGGUAUGGGUUACAACGCAGCAACUGAUGAAUUUUGCGAUAUGGUCAAGGCGGGUGUAAUCGAUCCAUUGAAAGUUGUUCGAACGGCGCUCAUUGACGCUUCGGGCGUUUCUUCUCUGAUGUUAACAACAGAGUGCAUGAUUACAGAAAACAAAGAUGAUGCAAGUGAUGGUGCUCCUGGAGCUGGAAUGCCUCCUGGAUUCUAA